GCGCACGAGGAGGGUCAGGGAAGGGCUCUACCUGCGAGGGGGAGCCUGCGGGCUUCGUUCUGGAGCAGCAGCACAAGGAGGCCCUGGCCACUGUCCAGCGCCUGAGUCAAGCCGAAUGUCUCUUCCUUCUGCACCGUUGGCUCAUCGCCCUGGGGGCCAGCGACUGCAGCAUCAUGCUCGCGAUCCGCCGGUGCCCAGAUGAGGCCGCCCUCCCCCUCACGCGGUUCUCCCCGGUCCUAGGUCAGGAUGCCUCUUCCUUGCAGCCCCUCGAGAGCUUCUGCCAGAGCGCUUCAGAGCCGGGCCUGCUCUCCUUCCGGCCCACGCCUCCCGCCCAGGGGGGAAGGGAGAGAGGGGCCGUUCGUCUGGCCUACGCCAUGCAUGUGGUGGACCUGGGGCCCAAGCCACCCACGAAGGUUCUCUCGAAAGCGCGCCUGGAGGACGGGAUCAUUGCGGCGGCUCAGAGAGCGGGCUCCAGCGCAAAAGAGGC
Nannochloropsis gaditana CCMP526 is the source of this 487-nucleotide messenger RNA. RefSeq lists its product as uncharacterized. The annotation marks the transcript as partial. Gene Ontology annotation, molecular function: inositol-1,3,4,5,6-pentakisphosphate 2-kinase activity; ATP binding. The transcript has a single exon. The record is from RefSeq and is a predicted model, not a curated record.